This is a messenger RNA of Sinocyclocheilus grahami, 3638 nucleotides long. Its product is annotated as testis-expressed sequence 2 protein-like. The record is from RefSeq and is a predicted model, not a curated record. Gene Ontology annotation, cellular component: endoplasmic reticulum. Gene Ontology annotation, molecular function: lipid binding. The transcript has 11 exons. The coding region runs from base 365 to 3295 and encodes 976 amino acids. Lineage: Eukaryota; Metazoa; Chordata; Actinopteri; Cypriniformes; Cyprinidae.
UAUGGGGAUACACAGCUUCACAGUAAUAUAACAGCGAUGUACUGCAUAAGUGUAGUAAUAAUUUAAAACUGCGGAGGAUCUGCGCGCUCUAGGCUACAGUCCAGAUUUACCAAGCGACACAUACACAUCUGCACAGCCCUGCAGCUAGCUAUAAUGGACGAUAUAAGCGCACAUCGCUCUUUAACUGUAGCUUUUAUCAUAAAGUCUGAUGUCAAGCUGCGUGCACACUCAUGAUUCGUGCAAGACGUUUUAAGAAAGUGUCUCUUCUCUGGGAAUGAUUCCGUUCCAUUCACCGUUACUGACAGGACGCAAAAAGCUGAUAUUUUUGGAGAUCAGGCGAUGGUGCAUAAAUUGGAGAUAAACCAUGGCAGGGACGACAGGAAAUGAAGGAGCCCACAAAUUGGCCGGAGGGACCCAGAGGCCAGGUUUACAGCUGCAGCAGGACACGGACCAGAGAGGCAUAGUGAUCCAACUGACGGAUACCGGGGGUGAAUGGGAUAAUCUUGAUGACAGUGAACUCAUAUUCACCUUGGAUUGUGAUGGCAAAAAGUCACUCACCUCCCUCCGGAACCGAAGACCAUGUUCCGUCGACAUUCAGACGGAGGGGGAAUGGAAUCUCAGCUCACCUGCAUUCAACGUUCCUCUCUCUCCAUCUUCACCAGGCUCCUUGGGAAACUCUUUUACCCCGGGGUCUGGCUUCCUCUCACCCACUCACCGGCCUCUGGCCAGCUUAGUGAAGUCAUUAUCUACAGAACUGGAACUAAAAGAGACUUCUUUAAAGCCCAAACCAUUCCUCAGCCUUGUGAAGUCGAUUUCCACCGAGCUUUCUCGCAGUGAGCCGGAGGUGUCUCAAUCCAGGUCUGAUUCCAAGCUCAAUUUGCACUUGUUGUCACAAUUUACCCAGCCCAAAAGCCGCAACGGUGAUUCCCGCACUGCCCCUCCAUCUCCAGUCAAGUUGUCCCCCACCGAGCCCAAAGCCAGCUUCUUCAAAAUGGAGCUAGAGGACACCCGACGCAAGCUCUCGGAGGCCAUGCAGGAACCUUUGAGCAUGUUCAGUAAGAUCAUGCGUGAAGAUAGUGUUGGCAGCCCCAAGCACCAAAGGAGUACAGGAUCAGUGGACUCUCCAAGCUACAAAGGCUUUGGAAUUGGGAAAAUGAACACUGACUUACCUGCAUCCGGAUCUCCUAAAAGUGCUAGGAAAGCAGAAAGUGAGUUUCUACCGGAGUGCAACUGGCCUGUGAGACAUCGCAAACGGUGUGUGCAGAAAUCCCUUUCCCAUGAUCACCAUAGCAAACAUGUAGACAUUGGGCCUGUGAUGGAGUCCAGCACUCAUGGCAAUGCGUCCCAGAGCACAAAUAUGAAUAGAACUGAUCAAGAUGGUUUGGCAGAAAAUGUGACGGAACAAUGCUCCUCUCCAGUGCCAGGAGUGGGUCUUGCCUAUGUAGCAUUUCUGUCAUACUGCUACUUUAUCUUUCCUUUGUCAGCGUAUUGGUCUGGCCUGUUCCUUGGUUUAGUGUUUGGAUUAAUGUUGGGGCUUGUGCUGAUCCGUUGGGACUCCAUCAGACACCUGUCCACCAGUCACCAACAUGGGACCUUCUAUAAUAGCAUUCUCUUUGAAACCCUACAGAGCAAUGUAUCUUCUCUCAAGGGCUGGAUGAACGAGAUGUACACAUAUGAUCCAGAGACUUACCAUCCAUCCCUUAUGCACACUGUGUAUGUCACAUUGGACGGACCCUGUUUGCGGCUUGACUACCCACGUAACAACAUUCCCCGCUGGGCUACUUUUGACGAGCCCUGCUACGAAAAGCAUUUCACCCACUCACGGAUAUUUCAACUCACUGGCAGCAAGGUAUUUCUUCUGCCACUGGCUUUGGCACACAAGAGAGUGUGGAACAGGAAGUAUCCGAUCUCCAUAAGUUUGGCUGAAGGAGAAAGAGCUGUGAAGGAAGACGAGAUGUCAGAGGGUCAGGGGGAGGCUCAGAAAGUAGAGAAAUCCCCUGGCUCUAAGACAAAUGUUUCCCAUCCUGUCACACUCUACCUGUUUGGACGAACAGGACGGGAGAAAGAGGAAUGGUUCCAUCGACUGUUUUCCAUGUCCAUUCACAAUGAAGAGGACCCUUUUGAAUCUAUAUCUGGUGGUAAAUGGGUGAACUGUCCCUUUAACAGCAAGUAUCUUGAAAUAUAUUACAUUUCUUCUUGUUUAGAGGACAAUUUAAGUGACACAGCUUAUCCCCCCAUGUAUCUUCAUUACUCCAAAGUUUUUCUUCCAUCACCCCUUUUGGAACAGACCUUUUGUUGUCAUGAGGAUGAAACAAAACCUGACUGGCUGAAUGCACUAAUUGGUCGGAUCUUUUGGGACUUCCUCCAUGAGAAAUACUGGGCUAAUAAAGUCCAACAGAAGAUUCAGCGAAAGCUGAGCAAAAUUCGGUUGCCUUACUUCAUGGAUGAAUUGUCCCUCACUGAACUGGCCAUGGGCUCCAGCAUGCCUCAGAUAACAGGCACAUCUCUACCACAGAUCAACAGCAGAGGCCUUUGGUUGCAUUUGGAGGUGGAGUACACAGGAGCGCUACAGAUGACUCUAGAGACCAAAAUCAACUUCUCCAAACUUGGGAAGGAGGGAGUCCCUGAGUCAGAGACAGAGUUGGAGACCAUUCAUUUGUUUAGCAGGUCCAGGCUCUCUGUGCUGGCUGACAGUGAUGAGGAAUCCUCAAGUGCAGGAUCCUCUGAUGAGGAGGAAGUUUCAUCUGCUGACACUCAAGGAACUCUGACUGAAAAGGCUCUACCUGGUGUUGAGGGGGCUGCAGCUGGAGGCAGUACUAGUAGGCGGAUCUUGAGAUUUGUCGACAAGAUUGCCAAGUCGAAGUAUUUCCAGAAGGCCACGGAAAAUGAGUACAUUAAAAAAAAGAUUGAAGAAAUGUCUAACACCCCGCUGCUGCUUGCAGUGGAAGUUCAAGAGCUCUCUGGAACACUUCACGUCAACAUUCCUCCUCCCCCCACCGACAGAAUAUGGUAUAGUUUCUGCGGGCCCCCGAAGCUUGAUCUAAGAGUCAGACCCAAACUUGGAGAGCGAGAAGUGACUUUCUGCCAUGUAACUGAAUGGAUUGAAAAGAAGCUACAGGAUGAGUUCCAGAAAGUUUUUGUUUUGCCCAACAUGGAUGACAUUUACCUGCCGCUAAUGCACUCUGGGAUGGACAACACACCAGCUUUCCCACAAUACCCUGCAAAGCUCUCCCAGCAUUCCUCUAUGACCUCCACUGACAGGUGUGAUCUGGAACAUUCUGCAGAACUACAGUAGUGCCUCCUUGUGGAUAGACAUGACAAUAAACCAGUAACACCAUUUAACUUCAACAAACUUCUAGUAGUGUAAUUUACAUUCAACUUCAUUUAAACAUUGCAGGACAGCAAAAUGUCAGUAACUCCCACACAUGUUCUCUCUAAAUGAAUUAGAUAUCUCCAUACAAUCAAUACAAGGCACAGUGGGUAAGAUUCCCAUCAUCCCGGAAACCCAAGUCUGUUAUUCUUAUCAUACCAGUGGCUUAAUGUGUGAAUAAACCAUUUUAUUACUUUAUUGUGUUUUUAUGUCCUGAGGACAACUGAUUAUUUGUUGAACUUCCACAGUGGCUUAAAUUAGACAAAUA